Messenger RNA from Spirodela intermedia, 2208 nucleotides. Lineage: Eukaryota; Viridiplantae; Streptophyta; Magnoliopsida; Alismatales; Araceae. The record is from the annotation of a GenBank genome assembly.
AUGAAGAUCCUCGUCCUGAUCUUCCUCCUCUUUUGGUCGUCUGGUUCUACCUUCUGCGCGGCGCUUUCUCCAGACGGUCUCACGCUGCUGGCUUUCAAAUCCGCCGUCUCCGGCGAUCCCUCUGCCAGCCUCGCCGGUUGGGACGAGGCCGACGAGGACCCCUGCCGGUGGCCUGGAGUCUCCUGCACCAAUGUACGCGGCUUCUCCUACCCUCGCGUCGUCGCGCUCACCGUCUCCGGCAAGAAUCUCUCCGGCUACAUCCCCUCCGAGCUUGGAUCCCUCGUCUUCCUCCGCCGUCUGAACCUCCAUGGAAAUUACCUCUCCGGUGCCAUUCCUCCUCAGCUGUCCAAUGCUUCGUCUCUACACUCUCUCUUCCUCUACUCGAACAACCUCUCUGGUCCUCUUCCUCCCUCCCUCUGCGACCUGCCCCGUUUACAGAACCUCGAUCUCUCCCGAAACUCCCUCUCCGGCCCAAUCCCCGGCGAGCUCCGCCGCUGCCGCCAACUCCAGAGACUUCACCUCGCCGGAAACCGCCUCUCCGGCGAGAUGCCCGCCGGAAUCUGGCAGCAGAUGGAGAACCUUCUGGAGCUCGACCUCUCCUCGAACAACCUCACCGGCACUCUCCCGCCAGAUCUAGGGUCCCUCAGAUCGUUGUCAGGGACGCUCAAUCUCUCCUACAAUCAAUUCUCGGGCGAGAUUCCCGACGACCUCGGGAAUCUGCCGGCCGCCGUGGGCCUGGAUCUCCGAUUCAACAACCUUUCCGGGGAGAUCCCCACGCAGGGAACUCUAUCCAACCAGAGCCCUAAAUCCUUCGCCGGUAAUCCCAGACUCUGCGGCUACCUCCUCCUCAGUCCCUGCCAGGAGAUCCGCCAGCCUGCGUCUCCAGAUGGACAGAUCUCGAUGGGCGGCGGCGGCGGCGCGAAGGAGACCAGGAAGGGGCUCCGCUUGGGGACGAUCAUCCUGAUCGCAGCGGCGGACGCCGUGGGGGUGGCGUUGAUCGGCCUGGCCCUGGUUUACGCCUACUGGAAGGUGAAGAACAGCCGCCCUGGUUGUAGCUGCACGGGGAAGACGAGGUUGGGCGGAGGAGGCGGGAGGGGGAAUCCGGCGAUCUGCUGCAAGAAGGGGGGCUCCUGCAGUGACUCCGACGAGGGGGAGGAGAGCGGCGGCGAUGGAGGAGGUGGCAGCGGCGGAGCCGAGGGGACGCUGGUGGCGAUCGACAAGGGGUUCUCCUGCGAGCUGGAGGAGCUCCUGCGGGCGUCAGCGUACGUGCUGGGAAAGGGGGGGAUGGGGAUCAUGUACAAGGUGGUGCUCGGGAAUGGCGUCCCGGUGGCGGUGCGGCGGCUGGGAGACGGCGGCGCCGCCGAGAGGCGCAGGGAAUUCGCCUCCGAAGUGAUGGCCGUUGCUCGCGUGAGACACCCGAACCUCGUCCGCCUCAAGGCCUACUACUGGUCCCCAGAGGAGAAGCUCCUCGUCAGCGAGUUUAUCUCCAAUGGCUGCCUCGCCGCCGCUCUACACCGUGAGCUUCCCUAUUCCUCCUUGUUCCUCCUCUCCAUCUUCAUCUUUCAUCUCUCUCGCUCUCUGAGUUUCCUGCUCGACGUUUCAGCGAAGCCCGGCGAGGCUAGCCUCUCCUGGCCGGACCGGUUGCGGAUAGCCAAGGGGACGGCGAGGGGGCUCGCCCACAUCCAUGAAAGUGGACCUCGGAAGCUCGUCCAUGGCGGCGUCAAGCCCUCCAACAUCCUCCUCGACGGCGAUCUCAACCCCCACAUCUCCGACCUGGGUCUCGCCCGCCUCGCUCACGCCGCCGGCGGCGGUGGCGGCGCCCCUCCCAGCAGCUACCUCCCUCCAGAAGCGCAGGUUCCGGGGAGCCGCCCCUCCCAGAGCUGGGACGUGUACGCCUUCGGCGUGGUGCUGCUGGAGCUUCUGACGGGGAGGUCCCCCGGGGGUUCGAACCAGGCAGCGGCGGCGACCUCCUCCUCGCCGGUGACGGCCAUGGAAACCGGCGAGCUAGCGACGUGGGCGAGGAAGGAGGUUGAGGAAGGGCGGCCGCCGGCGGAGCUGGUCGAUCCGGCUAUCCGCAGCGAGGCGCAGCAGAGCCGCAAGGCCGUGGCUUCGAUGCUUCAUCUGGCCCUGAUUUGCUCAGAGCUCGAACCCAACUCGCGGCCGAGGAUGAGGACGGUCUCCGACAAGCUGGACAAAAUUGCAGCGUGA